This is a messenger RNA of Chrysochloris asiatica (Cape golden mole), 882 nucleotides long. It is a transcript of the gene OGN, whose product is annotated as osteoglycin. The record is from RefSeq and is a predicted model, not a curated record. Gene Ontology annotation, molecular function: protein binding. The coding region runs from base 1 to 882 and encodes 293 amino acids. The transcript is spliced from 6 exons. NCBI's taxonomy places the organism in Eukaryota, Metazoa, Chordata, Mammalia, Afrosoricida, Chrysochloridae.
AUGAAGACUCUGAAGUCUAUACUUCUUCUGUUGCUGUUUGUGCCUCUGAUAAAGCCAGCACCACCAACUCAGCAAGACUUACGCACUAUCAGUGAUUAUGGAACAGAUAAUUUUGAAGAAACCCUAUAUAGCCAUGAUUACGAGGAUAAAUACCUGGAUGGAAAAAAUAUUAAGGAAAGAGAACUUAAUGAGAAAACUCUUCAAUUACAAAAAGAUGAGAGUGUAACCUUACUCCCCAAGAAAGAAAAUGAAGAAAUGCCCACGUGCCUGCUAUGUGUUUGUUUACUUGGCUCUGUAUACUGUGAAGAAGUUGAUAUUGACGUUGUACCACCCUUGCCAAAGGAAUCAUCCUACCUUUAUGCACGAUUCAACAGAAUUACAAAGUUGACUGCCAAAGAUUUUGCAGACAUACCAAACUUAAGAAGACUUGAUUUUACGGGAAAUUUGAUCAAAGAUAUAGAAGACAGUACCUUUUCAAAACUUUCUCUGUUAGAAGAGCUUUCACUUGCUGACAAUCAACUAAUGAAACUUCCAGUUCUUCCUUCCACUCUUACUUUAUUUAAUGCAAAAGACAACAAAAUCAAGAGUAGAGGAAUCAAAGCAAACACAUUCAAAAAACUGAGUAACCUCACUUACCUCUACUUGGACCACAAUGAACUGGAAUCUGUGCCUCUCAAUUUACCAGAAAGUCUACGUGUCAUACAUCUUCAGUUUAACAACAUAACUUCAAUUACGGAUGAUACAUUCUGCAAGGCUAACGACACACGUUAUAUUCGGGAUCGUGUUGAGGAAAUACGUCUGGAGGGUAAUCCAAUCAUCUUGGGAGCGUAUCCAAACAGUUUUAUCUGUUUAAAGAGAUUGCCUAUAGGAGCAUACAUUUAA